Molecule: messenger RNA, 1079 nt
Organism: Styela clava
Lineage: Eukaryota; Metazoa; Chordata; Ascidiacea; Stolidobranchia; Styelidae
Product: cytochrome c oxidase subunit 5A, mitochondrial-like
Biological process (GO): mitochondrial electron transport, cytochrome c to oxygen
Cellular component (GO): mitochondrial inner membrane; respiratory chain complex IV
Source: RefSeq, a predicted model, not a curated record
CUAAAGCAGUUAGAAUUUUGCAGAUUUUUUAAUUAAUACAAUGACAGCAAGAUAGCAAAUUAUAAACGCCAGCCGAAACGAUGGUAGUGACGAACAAUCACCAAUUGUGAGAUAAGAAGUCGGUGUAAAAUGUUGCGUUGUUGCAGUUCAGUCUUCUAUUUUGAAACAAGGGGAUGUUUACGAAGGAUGUAGCAGCAAAGCAUACAUGUUUCUUCUGGAAAGUACUGAAGUAACCACAUGUUUAUUGUAGUCCCGAGUUUUAUAUACAGUACAAAUAAUGCUUUGUGCAGAAUCAAAUGGUAAAGUUAGUCAAAAGCUGCUGUAUGUCCAGUCCAGACUAUAAUUAUUAAUUAAUUAUUGUGUUUUAAUAUUCAUUUGUACAUUAUAUUUUAUAGUGGCCAAAUAGGUUCAGUUAAUUUAAUUUGGUUCUAAAAUAAAAAUGUUUCGGCUAGUUGCACAAAGACUUGUUCCAGCUGUGACAAAAGCAGCAAUUGUGCAACCAACGCCAGUACGUGUUUUGCCUGCUAUCUCCAAUAUUAUUCGCAACUCAUCAACAACUGUAGCACUGACUGAUGAACAAAAGGAUCAGCAAUGGGUAGAAUAUUUUGACAAUCCAGAGCUUGAUUACUUUGAUUUCUGCAUUGGAUUCAAAGAUUUGUGGCAAGAGGAUGCAAUACCUGAGCCAGUGAUCCUACAAUCUGCUUUAUACGCUUGCAGGAGGCUUAAUAACCUUCCCAUAGCGCUGAGAUGUCUUGAACUAGUGCGAAUCAAGUGUUGUGACAAGAAAGAAAUAUACGAUUACAUUAUUCAGGAGCUUGGACCAACAUUUGAUGACUUGGGAUUGAAGACACCAGAGCAGUUGGAAAUUGACCAAGUCACAGAAAAUUUUGAAACUGACCGUUUAUAAAUGAGUAUUUUUCUGAUCUAAAUUUAUUACAGUAAAAUGAGACAUCUUGUGUAAAGUAAUAGGGAUUGAUUUUUUCAGUAAUAGGGAUAUAAAACAUGAAGUCUCGAGUUGUGUGCUAGAGUUCCUUUUACCCAUAUUUGGGUCAUAAUAAUAAAAAUCCUAUUUAAAACGA